CCUGCGAUGAAACUUUUUUUUCUUCCAGGAAUGGCGUUGCAGAGAGGAACUCCAAAACAAACAACAAACGUGGACAAAACGGCAAAAGAGUGCGUGCUAUUUUUAGCCUUUCCAACCCGUGACGUCAUGAUUUAUUCAAUGGUCCAACUGGAUGUUAAGAAAUUUCUGAAAACAUCUGAUUGAUUGUGAAUCAUAUUCAUGGCUCAAGGCAGCUACAUCCUGAGAAAUGUGUCAGGACAAAGCACUGAAGAGUGUAUACCAAACUACCUUGGGAUCGACUACAGUUAUCCGUCAGACGUGGACUACCUAAAGUGUGCUGGCAGUUUCCAAAACAGCAUCACCAUUAAGCGUUUAAGCCUUAAGAGGAGGCCCAGAGUGGCCGUCAACAAUGUGGAAAAGACACAGAGUGGCAUCUCUCCGAGCCAGUGGCAUUCUGCAGAAUCAUUGUCGUCAUCCAGCAGCGAUGAUACCAGAAUGCUGGGAAUGUCGGCUACAACCAGGGGUCGACCUCCUCUUCCUCCACCACAUGGAUCCUCUUUGGAUUACAGACCCUCAAGGAACGAAGGACAGGUAUCUUCUCAGAUACUUACUGAGUCAAAGCCUCAGCCUGCUGCGAGAUCUCUUCAUUUACAAAGACAAAGCCCAGUGCUGGAAAAGACCAUCAUGGAAACCGAUAAUGCCUUGGAUCAGGAGCUGCCGGGCCGGUCUCCACCUCAGCCAUAUCCUCGUCGAAGACUGGCCAGCUUUGGAGGAGUGAGCUCACCUGGGUCUCUUUCCCCCUUCACUGGCCUGGGUGCAUAUAAUCAUAACAACAACGGUAACAAGCCUACUGGCACAGGAAGUGAUAUGCAGAUCCACCUUAGCUCGUCCAUGAGUGGUAGAGGCAGCACAGGAUGCCUCAGGAUAAGCCCACAGAGCUCUGGUAGAAGCACCCCGGUCACAAGUCUCGUCGGCCAAACGCACCUGCAGCUUGUCCGAGACCAGAUGGUGGUAGCUCUGCAGAGGCUGAAAGAGCUGGAGGAACAGGUGAAAAUCAUUCCCAUCCUGCAGGUGAAAAUAUCAGUCCUUCAGGAAGAAAAGAGGCUUCUGGUCUCUCAGCUCAAGAGUGAUAAUGAUGAGGACAUGAGCGAAGACAUCUGGAAAAGAGCAUAUAGCAUGGAAAGAUCAGAUACUGACAACAAGUUGAUUACAGAGAAAAGGCUGGACGGAAAAGCAGAAAGUGUCUGCACAGACUUCAGGGAGUCCAGGCAACUGACCAAAGAGAUGCAGGCAUUAGAAAAAAACAUCAAGGGUGGACAUUUGCAAGCAGGGCAUCGAAUUGGCCAUAGGCCUGUCCAGGACAGCGCUAUCAAGUCAGUCGCAGUCGGCCCUGAUAAGAUAGAUUUCACUUUGUCAAAGGAAAACAAAUAUGUACACACUGAUCAGGUGGAAAUGAGGUCCAUUGGAACAGAAGUUUCUGAAGUUAAUCUUGGAAUUUACACAGAACAGGAAGAAGAGCCCGACUCCCAACAACUGGUUAUUGGCUCCUUGCAGGAGAGGAUUUGUCUCUUGGAAGCAGAGUUGGAAGAAUCAGCUCUCCAGUCGGAGAUGAGCCGUCUGAAACUGGAGCUUCUGGCUGCAGGAGCUAGGAACAGAGUGGAUAAAGCCUCAUUAGCCAGGCCUUCCACUGUGAGCACAGGCACUGAGGCAAGGCCCGACACUACUAGCCAGGGAGUGGGUAAUCACACAGAGGUCCAAGAUGCCAGCACAGGGGAGGCAACAGAGGUAAAAACUGUGGGAGUAUCUUGUUGUGGGCCUGCACUAAAGAAUGUUUGCACAGGACCCGAUGUACCCAUGAGCAACUGGGAGGUAAGGGAGCGAGUUGAGACUAUGGAGAAAGGCGUUGGGAUCCAAGUUUUUACAAACACUCAAGGAGUUGGGAUGGAGAUCAGAUUUUGUGAUGCAGAAACAAACACAGAGGUGCCAGUAGAGAAUCUGUGGUCCGAGAAGAGACAGAUGAAGUAUCGUUCAGUGGCUUGUGGGGACUGUUCAGUCGACGUGAUCAUCUGCGAGGCUAAGGAAGUCGUUUCCCAAGGUAUUGCCACAGAUAAAGUCAGGGGAGUGGAUCUGGGAAUCAUGGCAUCACCUCAGACAACUUCUCAGCGUACCAACACCGUAUCCAGUUCAGUGUCUCGCUUCACCAACACCAGACAUGCCUUCAACGCAGACUCCAGCACUAAUACUGUCCUGAGUACCCAAGACAAGCACACCAAUACCACUCAGACUUUAACUAGGACAGUGUCCGUUGGCAACAGGGUCAAAGAUAUCAAAAGGAAUCCAGAGAUGCGCACAAUUGGUGUAGGAACUGCAAAUCUGCCAGAAGGUGCCUGCAAGCAAACACCAGGGACAGUCACCAAGGUUACCAGAGACACUGGUGUUGGAUUAGCAAACAUUAAUGAUAAUUUCCUUGUUGGGCUGAAAACAAGAAACAUGGCUUCUGGACCAUCCCAUCUACCUGACCCCAUCAAGACGAGGAGCGUCGGUGUAGGGGAGGGGAGGAUACGAGAGUUUUCAGUUUCAUCAAGUAAACUUGAUCAGAUGUCUUCUCAGCCCAAGUGGGAACCAGAGCUGAACCAUUACAUUGAGAAGAUGCAGUGGCUCCUCAGGGAGCACGGAGACCUCCUCACAGAAGACUACACUCCGCGGACUGAAGGGUUGGUCCAGCAGCAUUGUAGCCAAGAAAGCACAAGUUCCAAGCUGCCCUGCGUUAACAAAACUGCAGCAAAAGGUGGACCAGGAGUCCAUACUUUACAUGAUCAGCCAUCAGUCGACAGAGGCCGUGAAUCUCAACUUACAGCCGAGUCUUCUGAGUGUGACAGAGCAAACAAAGAAAUGUGCCAACAAGAUGGACAUGAUGUCAAACGAAUGAUACAGAUGUUAGAACAACAGGCCUCCUCAGCUCUGCAAGAUAGGUCAACUACUGUUGGUGCGCCGCGACCUGUAAGGAAGAAGUCAAAUGGAGAUCAAGGCUGUAGCAGCAACAGGAAGAACAUGAAGUUUAUGAGGGUUACCACUGGAUUGGAUCCUGUGUCAUCCUACGAGCUUUCUGCCAGCGAGCGGACCAACUCUGAGGAAGUUGAAAGGAGGGGAAACAGAAAAUCAAAGGAAGCUUCUCAAGAUGGAACGCCUUCAAAGAAGGGCAAAAGUGGCUCCAGCAGGGGAUCAAAAGGGUCUACCAGACUGCAAAUACAACAAAGGUCCAAAUUAAGCGAGAAGAUGUUUUUCGCUUGUCAAGCCUUAAAGAAGCACCUGAGUGAUGAGACGACUCUUUCCAGCACACAACUGUAUGAUUGUCUACAAAUCCUGCAGCAGGAUUGGUUCUCCGUGUCCAGCAACAAGUCAGCCUCUCCCGACACUGUGGAGGAUUACUUGUCAACGUUUCGGGUCAUUGCACCCUCGGUGUUGCAGCACAUAUCCAACAUGGCCGACGGCAACGGCAACACAGCUCUGCACUACAGUGUGUCUCACUCCAACUUUGGCAUCGUCAAGAAACUGCUUGAUGCAGACGUGUGUAACGUGAAUCAGCAGAACAAAGCGGGUUACACGCCCAUCAUGCUGGCGGCUCUCGCGGCUGUGGAGAGUCCAGAGGACAUGAGAGUAGUGGAGCAGCUCUUCACUAAAGGAGACGUCAAUGCAAAGGCCAGCCAGGCGGGUCAGACGGCUCUGAUGCUGGCUGUGAGUCACGGCAGGAUGGACAUGGUGCAGGCGCUGCUGGCACAGGGGGCGGAGGUAAACCUGCAGGACGACGAGGGCUCCACGGCGCUGAUGUGUGCCAGCGAGCACGGCCACGCUGAGAUCGUCAGACUCCUGCUGGCACAGCCCGACUGUGAUGCCACGCUGACUGACAGUGAUGAAAGCACAGCGCUGUCCAUCGCUCUGGAGGCGGGACAUCAUGACAUCGCAGUGCUCCUUUAUGCACAUGCUAACUUCUGCAAAGGACAGACAGGGGCAGCUGCUCGUCACAGGUCUCUGUCCUCGUCUAGUGGGAGAAAUAACUCUGAAUGAGCUGAAGACCCACAGCCUGAACGUUUGCUUCAAGGCUUUUACUCAUGAGGUGACUCAAUAGCAAAGCCUGAAAACGACAGGAAGAAUUUUAAAGGAACACAUUUCAAAGAUUUUGUAAUUCAGACAGCAGGCAUUUAAGAGGAGCUUUAGCACAACAUUACAUAAAGUGUGCAUGUCAUACUGUGUUCAUUUUCUGUAUCCAGCAGUAACAUAUGCACAAUCGCUUCUUAUCAUUUUUAUAAUAUUUAUAAAUCAAUAUUAAUAACUGCAAAAAAAUGAAGAAAAUACAGAACAGUCUACAUCACAGUAGAGUCACACGCAGAGAUAAUCAGUAGGUAACUAUGAUGUCAUUAAAAGCUAUUAAUAGAAGGUAAAUAAGAUUUUUUUAAGGAUGUUUUUAUUUUAAGUUUAUAGUUUUGUCAUAUCAACACCUUCCUUACUAAACGAGUUUUGAUGCAUGGUAUAUAUUUCAAACUUCUUUUUUUUUUCAUUUGUAGUGAUCUCAAAUUUUUCUAAGAUGAAUGAAAAGUGUUUUUGAUGACGCAACAUAAAGGACGAUUUCAACCUUUGGCGAAA
Molecule: messenger RNA, 4620 nt
Organism: Labrus bergylta (ballan wrasse)
Lineage: Eukaryota; Metazoa; Chordata; Actinopteri; Labriformes; Labridae
Source: RefSeq, a predicted model, not a curated record